AUGGCCAAGAUUGCACCAACAGUAUUCAUUCCAUUAAGUUACAAAGUUCGAGGAACAGAUUCUUCAUUUUUUGUUGACGAUUUCAAAGUUGCAGAAACGUUGGCCAGUUUUAACAAGAAAAUUACAACUAUGACUGGAUAUAUGCUGUUGGUAUUAGUGAGGCCUGGAUUACCAUAUGUGGUGAUUGAUUCUACUGCAAACGACAAAAUAAAGACAUUGGUGGCUAAGCGUUACGAUGUUAACCUAAAAGCCCUAGACCUGACGCACUUCCACACAGAUCCAGAUCUAAUUGACAAUUACGCUUUACCAUUGUUCAUACCCGCAGUGAUGUUGGUAGUACUGGAUAUCAUUGUGGAUUGUGUUCAUGACCUGGCAGCACUUUAUUUGUCAGACAACAAACUGCACUCGCUUCAUGACCUCAGUGUUCUUUCUAUCAAAUUACCUAAGCUCAAAGUCCUUCGCAUUGGAAGAAACAGGAUACAGGAUUUGCAACAACUGGACUGUUUAGAGAGCCUGCCCCUAGAAGACCUAAUGCUGAAUGGAAAUCCUCUCCGAGACAAAUAUCAAGACCACAACGCAUAUAUACGUGACGUGAAGAAGAGGUUUCCAAAACUGUUGAAGCUUGACGGAGUUGAACUGUCACCACCGAUCAAGCCUGAUGUUAGUGAACCCCUACAGAUGCCAACAAUUAAUGAGAACUACUCGUGUCCAGAAGAAGGCAGAAGCUUCGUCCAUCAGUUCCUGGCAGCGUACUACCAACUUUAUGAUAAUAAUAACAGGGAACAACUGGCCCGUGCUUAUCUUGACAAUUCCAUGUUGUCACUGACAUCAACUUAUGUGCAGGAUCAGAGUUCUGAAAACACUUCUGAGUUUGUAAAACAUGUCACAGAGAGCCUGAAUUUUCUUAGUGUGAAAGAUGACAGUAGAGGACAGAAGUCAUCGUAUCAUGGGAAAAGGGAUAUUAUCGCCUGUCUUUCCAAGCUGCCAAAGACGCAGCAUGUUCCAAAUUCAUUUGUCACGAACCUCAAAGUUUUCACACCACAGGUGAUUCUGAUGUCACUGACUGGCUUAUUUUGGGAACUAGGACCCACAGGAAAACAACUUCUUAGGUCAUUCAGCAGGGACCUGGUCAUUGUGCCUCAUGGCCAAGGUCACUGCAUAAUGAACGAGGAGCUCUCUGUGACAUGCGCAACGGACAACCAAACUGAGGUGGGACUGAGAACUUCAGGGCCAGCUGAAAUGUUACCAUCAACCACACGGGUUACAGUUGCAGCAUCUCGUCAGGUUGAACUUAUAGAUGAUGGAAUGAAGCAGCGGAUGGUAGAUGGUCUUGCCGCUCAGACUGGAAUGAAUAUGCAGUGGGCACAAAAGUUCUUCAUGAAGGCAACUGGGAUAUUCAGCAAACGAUAUAUAUGUUAAUUGUAAUGAGUAAGCAAGGGACAAUACCAGCAGAAGCUUUUGUUAAGUGAAUCUUUCAUCAGAAAAUUAUUUGUUAACUUAUGAAAGGGCAUUUUUCAGCCUCCUGUAUGUCUCAAUAUACAUGUGAAAAAUUGUGAAUUGAUACAUUAAAU
Molecule: messenger RNA, 1571 nt
Organism: Zootermopsis nevadensis
Lineage: Eukaryota; Metazoa; Arthropoda; Insecta; Blattodea; Termopsidae
Source: RefSeq, a predicted model, not a curated record